This is a messenger RNA of Ylistrum balloti, 3557 nucleotides long. RefSeq names its product beta-1,3-galactosyltransferase brn-like. Gene Ontology annotation, molecular function: UDP-glycosyltransferase activity; hexosyltransferase activity. Gene Ontology annotation, cellular component: membrane. The record is from RefSeq and is a predicted model, not a curated record. The transcript is spliced from 3 exons. Bases 390 to 1649 code for a protein of 419 amino acids. Lineage: Eukaryota; Metazoa; Mollusca; Bivalvia; Pectinida; Pectinidae.
GUCUUCUACGACCUUGUAACUGGUACAUACUCAUAAGUGCUAUAUGAUCGAUGUCCCCAAGAACCUUGUCACAAGACAUAUGCUUAGUUAACGCCAUUCACAACGCUUUCUCUAGUACACAGUCCGUGGGAGUGGUACCUGCGUGUGAUCAAUGUCGCCUAGAACCUUGAUAAAAACGUAUGCAGACGUGUGAUGCAGACGAAAUGUGUUGUUUUACACAUGUUGUGACACCUAGAAUACAUCCUUACAUCCUUAUAUAUCACCGGACGCUGGACACUGCAGGAUGGACGAAGGAAGUGUAUGGACGGACAAAACACCCAAUGGGCUAUGAAAGGACUACACAAAUGGAAUUAUACAUAAGUACAUAAGGCCCCUGUACAGUGAGCGACAUGACGUCACCUCUCUGUGACGGGAAACGCGCGGGGUGUCUUUGGGGAGUAUUCAUCUUGGCGACUUUUACAUACCUCCUUCUCUAUCUUAAAGUGACCAAUAGAAAUACAACAAAACAUCAAAUGACGGCGUACUGGCUGCAGUGGAUUUCUCUAAUGGAGUCGAAAAAUAGAUCUACAUUGACGUUACUCUCAGCAAAUGAUGAAAAUCAAUUUAAUUAUUCUACACAUUGUCAGAAUUCCACAAAGGAAAGUUUGGAUUUGUGUGAAAUGAAUUCUACAAGGUCUAUAGAUGGAGUCGACGUUAAAGGUUAUAUUCCUUUUAAGAAAUUUGAAUACCCUCUCCAAAUUGACAUGAACGAUUUAGUAUCUAAACUGAAGACAAAUAAGGACGUACCAACAAAGCCAAUAUUCCCUUAUCCACAUACUUUUAUGAAAUCUCCUACAUGGAUGUGUGAAAUGAAAAGUGUUCGUCUGCUUAUUUUAGUAAAAUCAGGCGUUGGCCAUUUUAAAAGGCGGGAAAUGAUUCGUAACACAUGGGGAAAUUACUCAGGCUUUAAUACAGGGGUCGUGACCUUAUUUCUGCUAGGGUUAACAAAACACGUGAUGUAUCAACGACAGAUAUUGCAAGAACAUAACAGCUAUGGUGACAUCAUACAGAUGACGUUUUUUGACGCCUACUACAAUAAUACACUAAAGACGGUUGGUGGGAUAAAAUGGGCACGAAAUCAUUGCAACCAAUCAAAAUUUGUUUUAUUUACAGAUGACGAUUUCUACAUAGCAACAGACCUGUUGUUAUAUUACACUGAAACUAUAAAACAGCACGAAAGGAGUUCAGUAUUCAGAGGCGCCAUGUGGAAAAAUGGUCAACCGAUUAGAAAUAUACACAAUAAAUGGUACAUAUCUCGCCAAGACUAUCCUUUUGAUCGCUAUCCGGAUUUUAUCGCGGCCGGUUUCAUGUUAUUAUCUAUAGAGUUCCUCAUAGAUUUAGACUUGGCCAUUCCGUAUACUAAAAAGUUUAUUUUUGACGAUGUAUAUAUCUCAAUAGUUGCUUAUAAAUUACAUGUUAACCCAGUGAAUAUGAAAGGUGUACAUAUACACAAGUUUCCGUACAAUCGGGAUGGAUUCCUACAAGUGAUUGCCUCCCACGGGUACGACAGGUCUUCUACCUUACAACGGGCUUGGUGGAUACACCAGAAUCGACAUAUACAUAAAUAUGGCCGAAAGAGCAUCCGAGCUUACAGUGUGAGAGCUACUUAGGAUAUCAACAGGAUAUUACAACAUGGAAUAAUUUGGUAAAAUUAGGACAUUUCUAAUGUAAAAAGGGGGCAUGGCGUGUUUCGGAUGAACUUUCCUGAUCUGACGUGGAGGAAGAAAUGAUAUGAUGUGUGUCGAUGUGUGCUUUAAACAGACGUUUCAAAAUUGGGUGAUUUGUCCUAAACUUUUAGACGACAUAAAUACUUUUCACUUCUGACAAGAACAGGUACGCUAUCUAAUCAAUUCAAAUAUUUCUUAUAAUUUCUAACAUAAGGAUAUUUACACUGAAAUAAUAUUGGUAUAAUGUACAAAGAAUUAAUAUUUGCACUGCAAUCCGAAAUUCAAUAAUAUGCAAAACAGAUUUUCAUUUUCUUUAUAUCCAAAUGUAAAUUGUUUUUUGAAUUUUUUACAGUCUCGCCAAAUUUUAAUUCCGAGCGAAAUGUUUUCAAGAUAUUAUUAUGGAAGUGAAAUUAAUCGUAUUCCCCCGUUCUAUUUAGACCCUGACAUUAAAGUAUCGCGAAGUCAUCAGCAUGUUACGCGAGUGAAAUAUCAAAUUAUUUCACGAUUUUAAGAUGGUUAUUAUCACAGAACUUUUAUCCAUUGUAACCUAAGUGAAAAAAUCCAGUGCUGAUUUCAUUGAGUACCGCGAUAUUCGGACCGUGAAAUCUAAUCCACCAGAAUGUUAGUGUAUAUUGUGCUGAGAGAGAAAGGGUAAGCUGUUAAUUGAUUAACUGUCAUGUAUUUUAUAUUUAUUUACAAUUGAAAUAUAAAAAGACGAGUUUCCGAGAAAAGAGAAAGCAGAUUUUCCCCUGAAUCACAUUCACUGGAAUCGAAAUAAGAAAACAAACAUCAGGACGCGAGGAAAUAUGAACAAACAAGGAAAGGCAGCAAAAGAAACCGAACAGGUGUAUAAAAAACAAACGAACAAAAAACACACAAAACAAGAUCUGCAACUGAGGAAACGUCAAAACAGGUAAUCGCUGGUUAUCUUGUAGCUUUAGAGUAACAAAAUUACAGAAGGACGUCAAAUUUUGGUACCAAUUUUAUCACACUACAUGUAAAUUCUGAUUGUUUAUCUAAGAAAAAUUCCCCAAGUUAAACCUUACAUUUACUGCAAAAUACAAAUUCGAGCAUUGGAUGGGAAUAUAUCGCGAAAACAUCAAAGGAGGACCCGGCUAAUAUGUGUCGUCUAUUAGAGGCUGUGUGGACAGAGAGGGCUGGAGGAAUGUCCUGAGUGGUUAAGUGCAUAGCCUGUCACACUAACUAUGCUGAUCAAUGAUGGAACUUGAUGUGUACGUUUUUAAUGUAUUUUCAUUUUGUUAUUUAAUAUACAUGAUAUUAACUUUACAUGCAUACUUCGUGCCAAAUUAAUAUGCAACAAUAGUGCUAUAUGAUUGAUUUAUUUUACAGCCAUGCCGCAGAGUGAUCUAUUAUCACAUUAGCUGGACAUAUUUUAUCAGUUUAUUUGAACACAAUGAGAAUUUAGUUAAAUAUUUAAUUGCGGUUUCCAACCAAUAUAAAGAUGCCAAAACCCCUAUGGGAAAUUAAAGCGCGUAAUUACAUUUACUAUCCGAUUUUGUUACGUGCCGAUGUGGUUCUCCAUGGGUGUUAAAAAACUGACCAGAAUAACAAACAGGGAGAAACUUGUUCCAAGACUCAUAACCUUAUAUUGUCUAAUAUUAGAAAAUGUUACGUAAUGUCUACUGUAAAAUUACAGAGAAGCCAUUAAAAUGUCCGCAUAGAAAUGUGUGAAGUAUUGUUCGAUGAUGCUGUUAACGGCCAGUAUGACCGACCACCGCCUACACUGACUAUACAAAUGUAUUUUCUGUUACGAGAGAGACAGAAAGCUUCAAUGCUUAAAUUACGCUUGUUUAAGUAAUAUUUGUUUUAAAAUAAAAUGCCAAAGAAAUA